AUGCGCUCCCGGUCCGGAAGUAUGAAUCGGCCUAGCGACGCCGAAUCCGAUCAAGAAAACAAUCAGCAGUCCGUCAGUCAAACAGACCACUCGGCGGUUACCAGCCGCGGUGCACCGGCACGUCACUCCCGCCGCGAGCGGUCUGGGUAUGAGCAGCGAUCAUGGACCAGAGCGAGCGAUAGACGGACCAAGGGAACAACGGGGUCGAAGAGUCGGUCCGUCUCGAGACAUUGA
Molecule: messenger RNA, 234 nt
Organism: Penicillium samsonianum
Lineage: Eukaryota; Fungi; Ascomycota; Eurotiomycetes; Eurotiales; Aspergillaceae
Exons: 1
Coding region: 1-234 (77 amino acids)
Source: RefSeq, a predicted model, not a curated record